CUCUGAGGGACGCAGAUAGUAGCGGUGCCGUAACAAGCAGCCUGCAAGCGUUGCUGGCUCUGCCUGUGUCUGUAAGGUCCUUGCAGGGCUGGGGAAUGCAGCACCCUGCACUCGCUAUGCCCCUCCGCCGUCUAGCGCUGGAGUUGGCUGUCAGAGAAACCUUCAAGGUCCCCUGCUUAGCCCUGGUAGUGUCAUGAGUUAGAUUAGUUGGAGCUGUGCUGGGGGCGGUGAGGGCUUGGAUUACAGUCCAGAACUCAAAGUGCUUUGGUGGUUCACGUCGGAGGGGAAAGGAGACGCCCCGUCGCACACAUGGAGGAAAAAGAGAAAAAACACUCCCUUUGGAAGUGAGGGGGAAUAAAGGAGGCCGGCAACAUGGACUCGGAGUCCCUGGAUGGUUGCAUUCAGAGUACGUUAUCAGCACUCUACCCUCCGUUUGAGGCUACCGCAGCCACUGUUCUGUGCCAAGUUUUUGAUGUGGUGGAGAAGACGUACCGUGGGGAUGGACUGCGCUACCUCAUAGACUUCCUGAUUCCAGCCAAGCACAUCCUGCAGUGCAUUCAGCAGGAUGCCUGUGUUCAGUACUGUGGCUUGCUGUUUCGCCAUGAGGGCUGGCCCCUAUGUAUUCAUGAGAAGAUUGUAGUCCAGCUGGCUUCCAUUGACUGGCGAAUCUUGAAGCCUGGUGACUUCUACCUGCAGGUGGUCCCCUAUCUGAAGAAGUCUCCACGAAUUGUAUUGAAAUGUUUGGCAAAAGACAAGCAUAAUGUAGAGGAAGUUGUGAUUCCAGAAGUUUCUUAUACCUCUAUUUUUACUCUGGAAUGGUUGAGUACUUUCAAUGGAGAGCGAAUGGGUAUAGCACUGGAAAAUUGUUUACUAACCACUGAUGAUGAAAUAUUUCGCAUCCCCUGGGAUAAAGUGGUUAAUCCUGAAUUUAUAAAUAAACCAAAAAUAAUUGAAAACAAUAUAAUCUCACCAGAAAUAGCAGAGGAACGUUCAAUUUUGUGCCUCCCCAUGGACCAUGCUGAGUCCAGUUCACCAGACCUAGGAUCUCAGUAUCUACAGGAACAAAGUCCAAAUCGAAACAACCUGGUCACUAGCAGCACAGCUCCUCAGUUAAGUGAAGCUCUUGUCAAUGGUGUCUGUACAAGUCCUGUGCCUCAAGAAAACUUGAAAAGUGAACUUGAAGGGGAGUAUGUUGAGCUGACCGAAGUUUCAUUGCCCAGGUUUGGGCCACAGACAGGCUCUUUAACCCAAUCACUAGCUUUAAAUUAUCUAACUCAGCCCAGAACACGAGCGAAUGUGUCUAAAAGCAAGCACAGGUUUAUUGUCAUUCAAGACAGUACCUACUCCAAGAACUUAAUUCAGUCAGCACUUAUGCAGAAGGAGCACUGUCAAAUGGACACUCUGAGGACUUCUUCUACGGAAGUUCUCAAAAAUGUAAUUCCAUUGGAAAGCAACAAAAUGAUGGCACAUGGAGAAGUGUAUCCAGAAGGUCAGCUGAUAUCAGGUGGUCCUGGAAACAUGGGGAAUAGCUUUCCUAUGGCUGAGUCUCCUGCCUGCAGUGCAGAAGAUUCAUCUGCAGAGCAGGAGACCCGCAGCGAACACUCAAUCGACUGGCGAUACGCACUGUGCAGCUACAGCGACGUGUGUGCUGGAGAUGGUGUCAACUGUAAAGCACAAAUGCCUGGUGCUCCUGGAAACAUGGAACAAGAAAGUGAUGGUCCUAGCAGAAGUCCUGGUGUUGAAACAUCAGAGCAGAGCCCAGAAACAAUUCUAGAUGCUACUGCUGCUAAAGAGGAUGCGAUACUGAGAGUACAUGGAGAACCACUGACCGAGGGUCAAAAUGAGGUGACAGAGAUGGAUGCUUCUCCUGUGUCUGUCCUAGGGCCUUUGGGACCACACUGCAUACUGAAGGAAGGUUCUGAUAUUUCUUGCCAGAGUGUCAGUGAAAGUGGCACACCAGUCCAGGCCACUACAUUGCUUAUCAUGCCUGAGAGUUCAGAUGUAGGUGUGGAGAGAGGCUCUCCUUCAGGGAAUGCAGCAGAUGUAGGAGCAGUCGGUGCUUGCUGCAGUGAUCAGGAGGCAAAUCUUAGUUCUCCAUUAAGUCCUCCAGAACAGAACCAAGGAGAAGUAGAUGAAUUUGAGCUGGGAAGAAGGGACAGCCCAGAGGAAGUCAAAGAGAUUGAACAAAUAUUGACUGUAAGUGAGAAUCAGACUAGUCAUAGUCACUGUUCUGUCAAAGCUCCUACAAAGGGUCUCUUGUCAGAUGGUGAAGAGCAAGAGGUCUCUGCCUGUCAGCAUAAGAAACCUGAAGAAGCCAUACUACUCCAAACUGCUUUGUCAGCAGCGGGUGAUCAGAUGGCAGAACAAUUAAAUAACAGUGACUCUUUGAUGGGCCCUGAUGCGCAAGCAGAAGGCUCAAGUCAAUUCAGAACCCAGAGGUCUGGAGAGAGGUGUGAGGAGCCACAAAGGAGGGUAGAAAACCAGGGCUGUAAAAAUGAAGGGAACUCUGUGUUGAACCCAGAGCAUGUUGCAGUAGAGGACUUGCAGGGAGGGGAGGAGAACCAGGAGAGUUUUUCUUACGGAGAAAAGUCAAAGACUAUAGCCCUAAAAACACUGGAAUCCAUUGAAGAGGAACUGGAGGUUGGACCACUGUCCUCAGGACCUGCUGAGGGGCAUACAGAGCCCACCACUCUGCACUCCCACAAAGAGGCAGCUUCUAGGGCAUCAUCUUCUAAAGGGAUGGUGUCAGAAGGGGCAGAGACGAGAAAAGAAGCAACUGGCACAGAUGUGUUGAAACCAGUGAGUAAAGUCAGUGCUCUGGAGGAAACCUCAACAGCUAUUACUCCCCCGACAUCCCCAGCUUCUGGGGCUGCCUGGGGUGGUAGGUCUGCACCUACCAUAGUCAAGGAUGUAAAUCCAGAAGUGCUCAGGAGUGGAGUUGCCUGCCUGCCUGGUACCAGAGAUAAAUCAGGACGUGCAGUAGCCAUAAUAACAACAAGGAACACAGCCUGGUUAAACCCACACUGCAAUACCACUGAGCUUGUACGCCUUCUUCUGUACUUGCAUAGCAUCCCAAGACCAGAAUGUCAGGCUUUGGGUCUAACUGUUCUUGUGGAUGCUCGUCGCUGUUCACCAGUUCCUGCUCUCUUCAAGGCGUUCAGCAUAUUGCAGGACAUAGAUCCUCAUUGUAUUCAUGGAGUACUGCUUCUGGUUGAAAGAGAUCCGACGUUUCGGAUGGAGAAGCCACCAGCAGGGCAGUUUGAACUUCUCACCUCCAUGAAAUCCCUCCAUAAGCACAUAGACAGCUCACAGCUGCCUCUAGAACUGGAUGGGACCUUCCCUUACUGUCACCGGGACUGGUUAAGCUUCCGCAUGAAGCUGGAACAUUUGUUACAAGGAUGCCAAGGUGCUUGUGCCUUCCUCCAGGGAGCUAUUCAUAAAGUGGAACAUGGAAAAUUACCAGAAAGAGCUGAGGAGGCAGCUGUGCUGCUGAGGAAUUAUAGGCAGUUGAUGAAGAAUGUUCUUGAAGACGCACGGCUAGUCAGGCUGCAGCUGGAGGGUGGAGCACUCCUGGCCAGACUGAGGAAGGAGGAGUCUUGUGUCACCCUCACCCAUGACUACAGAGACGCACUUGAUGCUGCCAGCGUGCUUUAUAAUCGAGUUGAUGAGGGUGUUCACCGACUGGUGAUGCUGUCAAACAAACGCAUCCAGGAACUGGAGCUGGUGAUGGAGUUCGAGAAAGUGGAAGAGUGUUUUAAGGAGGUCAGCAGUUGGAUCGAGAAUGUUGGCAGAAAACGGCUAAAGGAAACGAUCAACCUGGAUGAUUCUUUGGAGAUGCUGCUUCAAGCACAAAAACAGUUCAGGGAGUUUGAUCUUGUUGCCAGUGAAUAUUGCAAAAGAGGGCAGGAAGCACUAAAGAAGAUGGAUCGAUGGGAAGACUUUUCCUCUGUGGAUGUACAUUCUUACAGGGUAAAGCUGCAGACCUACAAAGAUCAACUGGAGGAGUUCUGCACUGAACUGGAUGAAAACAGGCACCGAAUCUGUGAGACGGUCAGGCUGUAUGAAUUCUUUGACAAGGCAUACGAGUGGGCCUUGGAAGGGAUGCGACACCUUGCCUGCAUCAGCAUGGAGGACUGCAGCUCUGCCGAACACUGUGCAGGUGUGAUCAAGUGCCUGGAGAGUUACAAGGGGCAGCACCCAGACAUCAGCGAUGCCCGGUUCCAGGAGAUGAAGGAGCUGGCCUGCGAGCUGAAGAGUGACAAGGGACUCAAGCAGUGGAAAUUUGCAUGGUCCAAAUGCCAGGAGACCAAGCUGGUUUUUGAAAAGAAACUCGAAGCAGCCUUGAGAACAAGGAAGUCUCUGCUGUCAGACCACAAACCAGCUGCAGGGGAGCAGCCCCGGGCUGGCAGUGAGGCUGGCAGUCUGUCCCACCGGAGGCACUCUGAGGGGGCCACCUCCGGGUCCCACUGGGACAGGACUUGCAGCGUGUCCCACUGCUACAACAGGCCCAACUGCUCUCUGGGUUGGACUAAGGAGAAAGCUCCCUCGCCCUCCCUGAGCUGCCCUGGCGAUGUCAGUGCUGGGGAAGAAUUUGCCUGCCAAACCGCUCUCAGCCCUGGUCCUCACUUGAGCAGAGUUUCUUUUGCCAGCGGGGCCUCCAAGUCUCCAAAGCUGCCUGAAGAAAAGUCAAACCUGGAGAGCAUAUUGGAAACCCUGGAGGUGAAGCCAUCCUGCACAUCCACUCCAGCCUCUGGGAAGCUGCCCCCCAGGAGGAUGCUCAGGAAGGCCCAAAGCUUUGACCUUCCGUGUGGUGAGAGCCUGUGGUCAGGCUGCCAGAGGACGCUGAGCGAGCCGGCCAGAUACGGCAAUACUGGCGUCUUUAUUAAGGGGCUGGAGGUGAGCAGCACUGAGCUGGUGGACAGGACUUUCGCGCUGCGGCAGCAAGCUGCUCACAGCUGGGCUGCAGACUGCCUGCUGGAGGGACAGAGGGGCUGCCUCUCCGUGUUGGAAGCCAAGAGCUGGGGCAGCAAGCUGCGGCACAUCAUUGAUGAGAUGGUAACCACGGAACGGGAAUACGUGAGGUCGCUUUGCUACAUCAUCGAUAGCUACUUCCCUGAGAUGGAGCGCCUCGACCUCCCCCAGGACCUGCGUGGGAAACGCAGUGUCAUUUUUGGGAACCUGGAGAAACUCUAUGACUUCCACAGCCAGUACUUCCUGCGAGAGCUUGAGAGCUGCUGCAACCACCCGCUGCGGGUCAGCCACUGCUUCCUCCGACAUAAAGACCAGUUUGGGAUGUACGCAUUGUAUAGCAAGAACAAGCCAAAGUCUGACUCGCUGCUGGCCAGCCAUGGGAAUACCUUCUUCAAGUUCAAACAGGUGCAGCUUGGAGAUAAGAUGGACCUGGCCUCCUACCUGCUGAAACCUAUCCAGCGGAUGAGCAAAUACGCCCUGCUCCUGAAGGACCUGAUCAAGGAGUGCAGUGAGGCACAAGAGCAGGAGCUGGGCUACCUCCGUGCAGCUGAGGAGAUGGUGAAGUUUCAGCUCCGGCACGGAAAUGACCUGCUGGCCAUGGAUGCCAUCCGUGACUGUGAUGUGAACCUGAAGGAGCAGGGGCAGCUGGUGCGGCAGGAUGAGUUCACCAUCUGGCUGGGCCGUAGGAAGUGCCAGCGACACGUCUUCCUCUUUGAGGACCUGAUCCUGUUCAGCAAGCCCAAGAGGAUCGAGGGUGGCUUUGAUGUGUAUAUCUACAAGCGCUCCUUCAAGACUGCAGACAUUGGUCUGACGGAGAACUCUGGAGACAGUGGCCUGCGCUUUGAGAUCUGGUUCCGAAGGCGGAAGUCCAGUGACACCUACAUCCUCCAGGCCAGCUCAGCUGAGACUAAGCAGGCCUGGACCAGUGACAUUGCCAAGAUCCUGUGGCAGCAGGCAGCCCGCAAUAAAGGUGUGAUUCCUUCCCGGGGCGUCUGUGCCGCAAAAGAAAUCCGUAUGCAGGAGAUGGUCUCCAUGGGUGUGGGCAACAAGCCAUUCCUCGAUAUCAAACCUAGCGAGGCAGCUAUCAAUGACCGUGCUAUCGAUUACAUCAUGAAAGGAAGAGGCGCCAGGACCAGAGCAUCAAUCGCGGUGUCUCUGUUUGACCAUUCCAACCCGUACAAGAGGACACAAGCGCAGCUCUCCACUGGCAGCACCCCUGCUGCAUACAGCCCUUCCUCCUCUUCCCUGCUGGGGCCCCUCAACCUCCACAUGUACCUGGACCAGGCUCUGCUGCCAGGCGUCCUGGCCCCCAGCCGCCCCUUUGACAUUGGCACCUGCAUCGAGGAAGACGAGCUGGAGCACGAGACAAGCAGCCAGCCAUCACUGACAACAGAGAGCUCGGAGUCAUCGCACUGCAUGUCAGGCAGUGGCUCCAGUGGCUCCGACAGUGGCUGUGUCUCCAGCAUCCCACAAGAAAGCUUCUGUGAAGACGUGGGCUCACCCCCCUACACGCCCCUAGGCUCACAACACAGCUCUGCGAUGGAGGAGAAACCCAGGUUCACAAACAGCCAGUACAUUUCUGCUGUAAGUGCAAGUGGCCAAAAUACUCUCUUCGCUUUGCCUGUUCCUGCAGCUGCCUCCCCGGUUCAAGCCGCUGCCUCUCAUGGGGGGACUGAAGAUGCUGCUUUUGGGCUAGGGGUCACUGUGGGGAAGUGACCUUUCCUCUUGCAGAGAUUCGCCUCCUCUGGAGCAGGCGAAAGCCCCUCUGCUGUGAGAGCCUCCCCUGUGGUGGCCAAGACCCCCGAGGAGAUGCUCUGGAAAGGACCUGCAGUGCUGGAGGAUGCACCAGGAGGGGAUGCUGCACACACAGGAGCUAUAAUGCUGUCAUGGGCCAGGGUACAUAAGUAACCUCCUGGGACAGAUGGAGCUCUGCUGCAGAUGCUGCUAAGCUCCUUUUCUGGGAGGUUUGGGCGCCUGUCGCUCUGAGAUGCCAGUGUGUCUCCUCUUAACGUUCCUGAGAGUUCUCGGCUGCUUCCCUUCCCACUAGAUUGUGUCCUGAUGCUGUUGUCCUCUAACCCUGUACUAAUGCUGGCUUCUCUCCUCCGCAGAAAGCAGGCCAGGUCACCAUAAGUCCCUCGACAAUAGUGUGAGCCCCUCUGCACACGUAUACCGCCUAAGGAAGUGGAGUUGCUGUAAGUAGCCCCUGAAGGGGAUUUUCCAGCAGCUCUGAGUGCUCGUCAGGUUUGUCAGUAGCUCUGAGUCAGAAGGGCCUCAGCCUCUGCUUCUCGAUGAGAAGUUUUCCACGUGAUUUUCUGACCGGUCUCUGGGGCUCUGAUUCAUCUACUUAGAGGAGACCAGCUCCCACAGAGCCAGCUCCCAUAGAGCCAUUGCCUUCCACAGCCAGUCUGACGCCUCCCUGGUUUGAAGAAGCAGAAGCAAAACAAGCCAAGUCACUUUCAGGUAGCAGAGGCUCGAGCACCACCUAGUCAUCGGUGUUCAGAUGAGCUUCUUUCCUCUGAAUGCUGCCCAGCUGUCUAACCACUAAUCUGUUUCUUGUGGCUGUUUGCCGAAAUCCUGCUCUUUGUUAGUCCCUUUGAACUGCCUUGGGGAAUCCACAGUAUUCUCCCCCCUGCUGAAUUUAUCCCACAGUUUCCUUUGAACCUCCAAAGGAAACUGCACAUCACCAGGCAGAGGAACCUGCUAGGUGAUGGUCAGGAUGUCCCAAGGGAGCUGGAGGAUGCCUUGUCUGCAAGGAAACUGGUGUUGAACUGAGGAGGGGUGAGCCCUGGCAAGACUUGCAGCCAACUGGGGCUUCCUGUGUGGGUGGCAGCCCUUGGGAAGUCAUGUCACGGCCCACCCAAACUGGCCUGCUUCUGGCUCAGCUUUUUCCUCUCUGGCCUUAGGCCUGAGCCUCCCUUUCCCCAGGGAGCAAAGGGGUAGGAAUGUGAGAGAGGCAGGACUAGGGCUUGAAGAGUCAAGGCCCAGGGUGGUAGAUGGCUCAUGGGUUUGGCACUGUGGGGGUGUUAACAAGCACGUGAGCCCACGGCUUGUGAUCUGCAGGUACAGGAGUUCAUAACCAGCUGAACAGCACCAGCCAAGGUUAAAAUUUAAGAUCCAGAGCCCCUUCUGGCAGGGGGGGACAGUCAGAGACAAGACUUAUUGAAGUGGGCUCAGAAGCAGUGGGGUUUGCUGGCCCGCUGCUGCUGGGACAGCAGCACGUAGCCUUUGGGUGAGUCCUGAGGUGCAGAGGCAGCCCUCCGCAUGGGGGAAGAGCUGCGCUUCUCCUGCGAGGCUCUUCCAGUAAAGCGUUCUUUCCCCACCAAAAUGCAGCUCUGACAAACAGUGGUUUUCAAGCCUUUUGCAAAAUCGCUGCUGGCCAGGACAGAACGACCUGCCAUGUCACAGGAGUGCAGCCAGUCUAACCCAUUGCACGGUGCUGUGUUCCAGGUUUGAUUGCCAUUUCAAACUCCCUGAAGACCCCAGGCCUCUGACCAGCAGAAGGAGACAGUCUUCACUCGCGAAGAUAGAGAGAGAGAGAGAGAGAUUUUUUUUUUUUUUACACAUAAUCAGCCUCUUUCAAACAGCCCAAAACCUGACCUCUGGCUGGGGUGAAGUCCCAAGAAGGUUUCUGUCAACUACACGUAAUAGAUUUGGUGUUGGAUCGGACCUUGGGCAUUCAAAAUUUGUUAGCCCUAUAUUUAUGAGUAAUAAGUAACAUAACAGUUUGGGAAAAAAAGUAUUAUUUUUAAAGCUAUGAGCUGUACAGAUUUUUGUUACGAGUGACUCUGUUACUAUUUGUUCUGUAAGCUGCACAUUUUAUAAAGUUUUUGGAAGGGCAUGAAGAGAAACUGAGGUAUUUAAGAGAAGUAGUGUAACUUUCUGUUUCAGGGUUAUAUUGACCUGGAGCUUAAGAUUUAACGUCCUUCCUUAUGUUCUAAAUAUGUCUAUCAUAGCAAUAAUUUAUUUUCUUGGCUUAACACUUCUGUUUUAAUAAAAGCAAUUUCAUUGUUACAGUGAAUCGUUUCUUCAGAUGAUUCUACCAGUGCCUCACUGCUGAGCUUAUCUCUGUCUUAACCACCUGUCAGCUCUUCCCCUCUCCCCAUGCAAUUUCUGCACUAACCAACUGCCAGCUAAACCCUGUAAAUCCCGAGUGCGUUCCCCAGGAGAAGGGGAAGAUCCCCAGGUGGAGACUUCCCAGACACCAGUGGGAAGGCUGAGGCAGAGCAGGGAGUCGUCCACAGAGCAGCCAGCAGAGACCUGGCAGGGCAUGAAGAAGAGUGAGCUGUCUGCCAGAGGUCAGGAGGUACAAGUCUCCAAAGUUCCUGCCUUUAAUUUAAGCCAGUUACCCGGCAUAGCUGCUGUCCCAGCAGCAAGUCUCCCUCUGUCUCCCUGCUGGGUCAGGUUCCAGUGGCAGUGUUCAAACUCCAGCAUGCCUUGUCCCAGUGGCCAGGCUGUGACCCAGGCUUUGGGGUGACAGGGGCUGGCUGCUUGCUUUGCCUCAGGGGUACUUCAGUCCCACUGUCGUGGCUUGUUUGAGGAGCUUUGGGUGGCGGCGGCAUGCGAGACCAACACGUUUGGAGUGUUAAUGGGUUGACUAUAACGCUGACCCUUAAAUGCGUGGUGUCUGAAGGAGCACAACGUCACUGGAGGACAAAUGUGCCCUGUGUUCUAAGGUGGCCUAUUCCUGAGUAACAUCAAAGCUCAGGGCAUGGCUGUGACAACCUCUCCCUGUUCUUGGAGGAAAGGAGAAGUAGCAUUUUUUGGAAACCAUAGUUAGUUGCUGCCAAGCCUUCUGUUUACUCCUGGUUUAUGAAGUGUUGUAAAUUGGGCUCCCCCAGGUGUGUGAGCAGUGGUGUCACAUCCAGCCUGAGAAGAAGAUGGAGCAGUAACUUAUUUUAACUGCAGUUUUUUCCUCGUAGCUGCUGGGGCAGGGGAGCUGCUGGGCCCUUGACAGGGCUUGUGCUGUAGUCUCAUACCUACCCGAGUUACCCUCAACGUACCGACCAUGUUCCUUCAAGUUUGGGAAUUCCUGUACUGUACAUAAAACACUUGUUUAUUUUUAAUAAGCUGGAUGUUCUUUAAACCUUGUUCUUUUUUUAGACAGCAAAGAGAACACAGGUUGACACCUUUAUACAAAAUGGCGUGGGAAACAGUUGCACAGGGAAGAUUUUAGAAGUUACUGUUUUGAAAUAAUUGCUGAGUUAAUGCAAGAUUUUGGGGCUGUCAGGACAGCAAUAGCUCGUGUCACGAGGGAGAGUAUUUACUAAUGCAACAAGAGGAACAUGAAACUUGCUGAAUUUCUCCGUUUCGAAGGUUUCUGCAUUGCUGGAAAAACCUUUAGUAAUGUUUACCUGACACUGUUUUUUCAGGGUUUGAUUGAUUUGUCUAAUAAAAGUUAUUUUCUUUAUAUGAA
Messenger RNA from Aquila chrysaetos chrysaetos, 10384 nucleotides. It is a transcript of the gene PLEKHG4, whose product is annotated as pleckstrin homology and RhoGEF domain containing G4. The transcript is spliced from 22 exons. Gene Ontology annotation, molecular function: guanyl-nucleotide exchange factor activity. Bases 373 to 6687 code for a protein of 2104 amino acids. Lineage: Eukaryota; Metazoa; Chordata; Aves; Accipitriformes; Accipitridae. The record is from RefSeq and is a predicted model, not a curated record.